AGCAUUGUGAUUCCUGUCACUGAUGCAAGUGUGAACUACGCACGUCUACCACUAACUUACAAUGCCUCUAAUUUAUUUGCAUUAUAAAAUUGUUCGAUCACAUCUCAUAAAACUUCUCAAGUACGAGGAAGUAUGAGCACUUCUCGAAGAGGUAAACGGUCAACUGUACCACCUAGAGAUAAAGAUUACACACGCCGAUUGAAAAAACAAAAUCUGGAACGUAAACGACGUGCGUGUAUCUCUGAUAGAAUAAGCGCCUUAUAUAAUUUGGCUAUGAGCAUAAUUGGAACUGAUCCUCAUGAAGGUCAUAAAGUUGUCAAAACUGAUAUCUUGAGUUUAUGUUGCAGUAUUUUUGAACAAGUAGAGAAUAUCGCUAAAGAUGAACCUAAGUUACGAUCACGACUAAGAAGUUUAAGUGAAACAUCUUCACUGGUAAGACCUAAAUCAAUUAUGCCAAAGGAUUAUUUCACCUCAGAUAUUGAUAAAACAGAUCAAAACAUUAUGGUACUUGAUGAAAAAAGUUGUUCAUCGGAUACAUAUCAUCAAGAUAUUUGCCACCAUCAGAAAGAACAGCAUUCACAGUUGGAUACGGUGUCUUCAACCGUAACCACAACAUCAUCAUUUUCUGUGCCUACAUAUAAUUAUUUAUGCCAAAUGAUUGAUGAAGAUAAUAAGGAAAAUAAAAUACCGAAAUUAAUCAUUCACAAUUCUAUAAGAAAUAAGCCAUAUACAAUAUGUUCUACUGUACCUGAUACUGUUAGUAUACCUGAUGAAUCUCUCAACUACUGUGUAACGCCUUCCUUAUCGUCGUUGGAAUCACCUCCCAUUGAUGAUUCAACUCCAUUGAAUCUCCAAAAUUUAAUCACUCCUGUAUACAUGCCGAACAAUGGAACUUUAACACAAUGGCAAUCUACACCUCAGCAAUACAGUGAAAAUUUUACCCUAUCAUUAAAUAAUCCUGAUAGUGGAUUUUUCAAUAGUCAGUCAUUGGAACAACUAACACCCAAUAUGAAUAGGAUGUCUAGUUUUAUUACAACACAACAAUUGAUAAAUAUUACUACUAACUGUGUUGAUUUGGUGUAUUUUCCAGUGAAAUCGAUAAAUACUGUCCACUUGUCAUCCAAUUCCUUGAUGAAUUCCCUGAGAUGUGAGUCAACAACACCAUCACUUUCCCCAAUCGUAAAUUUAGCAAAACCAUCAUCAGAUUUCAGUUUUAAACUAAAAAAUAUGAUAUCCUUAUCUAGUGAACAGUGGCAUCAGCAACAGUGUAAGACAACUUCAAUUAAUUCAUGUCGUCCAUUGAAUACAAUCACUUCUACAUUGACUACAACUGACAAUAAUACUCUACCUGUAUGGAGACCAUACUUAGAUUAGAAUAAAAGUGAAAUGAUUGUAGAUUUGUUUAGUUUGAGCAUCAAAGAAGACGCUUUCAUUGAUACUGUCAUCUACACACAAUCAUAACACAGAUAAACAAGCGCCAACACGUUGACUUU
This is a messenger RNA of Heterobilharzia americana, 1493 nucleotides long. NCBI's taxonomy places the organism in Eukaryota, Metazoa, Platyhelminthes, Trematoda, Strigeidida, Schistosomatidae. The record is from the annotation of a GenBank genome assembly.